Molecule: messenger RNA, 1422 nt
Organism: Peronospora matthiolae
Lineage: Eukaryota; Oomycota; Peronosporomycetes; Peronosporales; Peronosporaceae
Source: the annotation of a GenBank genome assembly
AUGCGAUGCGCGAGCAAGGCCUCCGAGAACGCGUCCGCACGUCUCUGUGCGGACGCCGAAGCAGAAACCGCAGCAACCGAUGUCUCAUCGGUUGCUGAAGCGACCCAGCCUGUGUCACUUGGUGAUGCAGGCGCUGGUCAUGAAAACACUCAUGUCUUCACAGAGUAUGAGCUCGGUGUCUCAUACUCUCCUGAUACGGAAGACGGAUCCGUAUCGACGGCGAUUGAAUCCAAGCCGCCUGCCAAGCGUGGCAUGGAUGAUGCUAUGCGUCGCAGCAUCUUUGGUUCAUCUGAUGAAUCAGAUGAACCGCCGCCGAAGCGAAGGCGAUCGAAGUCGCAAGACUCGGUCGCUCACAGUGGUGUCGGUUCUCCUAUUGACACCACUUCGCAACGAGGUGCCAGUCCUUCUGUUGGCACGUCGCAAGAAGAGCGGGACCGCAGUGUCUUGCGUCUCGCUACCGAGAAGAAGGCAUGGAUGCCUCCAAAAUCCGUCAUGGAUCACUUGUCGGCGACGACGAGUGAUCGUUAUCGAACACGAUUGUUCGAUUCGUCAAGGAUCCAUCACCUUGACCCCAAGGCGAAAGACUAUCACACUGAGAAUAAAUUCUUCAUCGAUGCUUUCUUUAAGUAUCGAUGGUACAGUGGGAAUCACAAACGUGAUGGUCCCUCACUGCUUCAGGCGUGGAACGCCUACAUCCAUAACCUCGAGGAUGUAGGUCGUGACGCUUGGAACGACAAACUUAUCAAAGCUCGUGAUAAGUUUGAAAAGCGAACCCCGACAGGGAUUGGCAACCUGAAAUCCCUUUACGACCGUGCCGGGAAGACUUUCUCCGGCGGUGCUUCUGCGGCACAGGAUGUGCCGCGUCGUACUGCUCAACCAGACCCAGUACGUCGAUCAUCAGUUGGGAGCGGGGCUCCCAAGAAUCCCAGGACGGGGGAUAGCCGCGCCACCGGACGAGAUAACUCGUCCGACGUCCGUUCACGUCGCGGUGGUUUAACAGCUUCUCAACUAGAUAGCGCUGGCCACCGUGAGAGUCCUCUAAUGGAGGUGGAGGAGGAUGGAAAACGCUCUCCAAACUAUCGUGGGGAAGCGUGUGUUCCCGAGAGCUUCUUCGAUCGCGUAAAGCAAGGGUUACGCGGCGAUCUCGAACAUGAGCGGGACAGACGUCUCCAACUGGCGGACGCUGUCUCGAAAAAUCGAGCUGAGUUUGCCUUUGCUCAGCUUGAGAACGAGAGAUCUCUGACAUCUCUGCGCGACGAGCUAAGGGUAGCUCGUGGGAAUGUUGAUCGGUCUCGGGAUGAGAUAGCUGCUCUUCAGACCCUUGUUGAUGCCCAUCAUCGGGAGCACAAGGCUCUCUGCGAGAUGCUUGAGCGCAAGGGCGUUCUUCAUCGGAAGAAGCAGCGUACUGAUGGUACGGCUUAA